GGAGGAGAGGGAGGAGGUGCCGGGUCUCGCGUGCGGUGCCAAGCGGCGUGCGCGCAGCGCCACGGCGCUCCGGGCGCCUUCGGAGAGAGCGAGAGGAGGGAGAGAGGCAGACGGUGGGGUGGGUGCAGUGGUCGAGAAGACACUCGCGCGGCUUUGAACCACGGCACUCGGCCACACGGGGCGUGGGGUGGUACAACAACAACAACGACCACCACAACCACCAACCACACUUUGGGAGGACUCCGCUCACGGAUAGGAAGUCACACGCGGCGAGGAGAGGGGGGGGCGCACACGGCACGGAGGAGAGCAGCGGGUCAUUUAAUCAGCACCGAGCGUCGUGGCUGCUUUACACUCCGGGGUUAUUUGCUCGCUGCUGCUGCUGAUGAUGAUGAAGAUGCUGCUGGUGAUGAUGACGGUGGUGUUAUUGGGGAUUCCUCUAUCAUAACAUCACCGUCGUCGUAUUCGGUCGGAUGUGAAAGCUGCCCCUCCCUGGAAGCCGCCAGAAAUAAAGAAAGAGAAGCUGCGAGAGGGAGAGGGAGGGAGAGCGAGCGAGCGAGCUGUCGGCGAUUGGAUGAAGCGGCGUUGCUGCUUACGAUUUCUGUGGCACGGGCAGCUUGGCACGCGGCGGUGGAGUGAGAGGAGAGUGAGUGAAGAGUAAGAUAGAAGAUUGAGUGAAGAUUGAGAAGAGAGAGAGAGAGUAGAGUGAGAGAAGAAUGAGUGAAGAGUAAGACAAGAGUGAAGAGUGAGUGAAGAUUGAGAGAAGAUUGAGUGAAGAGUGAGUGAAGAAUAAGAGAAGAGUGAGUGAAGAUUGAGAUAAGAGAGGAGAGUGAGUGAAGAUUGAGAGAAGAAUGAGUGAAGAGAGAGAGAGAAGAGUGAGUGAAGAGAGAGAGAAGAGUGAGUGAAGAGUGAGUGAAGAGUGAGAGAAGAGUGAGUGAAGAUUGAGAGAGAAGAGUGAGAGAAGAGUGAGUGGAGCAGCACGGAGCUGGGCUUGCUCCACUCCAUCGCGAGCGCUCGCUCCGCUGUCUGCCGCGUCUGUUGCCGGCGAAGAAUUGAAGCGACGUUGCCUUGUGGCAGCAGCAGCAGCAGUGGUAGUGGUAUCAGUCGAGUGAGUACUGCCUAAGUAGCACGCGUAGCGAGCGACGCAGUCUCUUGUGCGACUCCGAUGAACACGGUUGGCUACGUACGGCGCCAAAGAAGUUCAACGUACAGUACAUACACGUGUGGCAGCAGUAGUAGUAGAAGUAUCAACAGUAGCAGAAGUAUCAAGGAGCAGCAGCAACGUUAGUGGUAGUGGUGGCAACACCAGCAACAGCAUCCAGUAGCAACAGAAGAAGAAGUAGCGUCAGCAGUAGUGACAAGAGGAGUUAUCCAGGAGUAGUUGCAGUGACCGUGGUGGCUGUAGCAAUAUCAGAGGUACUUUAGUUAGCAGCAGCCAAAGUAGCAGCAUAAGUACCAGUAGCGGUUGUGGCACGGAUAGUGGACAUAAGUAGCAGCGCUGUGACUGUUCCGCCUGAAGACGGAAGCUUGUGUUGCCUCCGAAACGUUGUGAUUUAUAUUUUAUUUUUUAUUUUACUUUUAUUAAUUUUAAAAAAUUACCUACUUGACUUUACCGAAAAAAACCUAAGAAUAUAAGUAGCAGCAGUAGCAGCAGCGUGCUUAGAAGCGGCCGCGUGUUGAUGGUGUUGAGCCCUCCAGAAAUCGCGGAGGCAAUUGGCGAGCUGAGACCCGGCGGUGAUUGUUGUAAUCGGCUGGGAUCACACGGACUUCUCAAACUAAAGGCCUCCCCCUAUCUACUCUCUCUCUCUCUCCCUCUCAGUGGGUGAGUUAGUCCGCGAGCGACUCACCAAAGAGACUGGCGUGCCUGUGAGAGAGACACGUGGACUUUUAACUCGAUUCACUUAAGAUAACACAAAUCUCCGACGUCGUAACCAGCGCCACCAACAUCAAGGACGACACCAAUAAUUCGGGAGGGCGUUUCAAAGGACAUUGAUGAGCCGAAUCAAAGGUUCAAACAACGACGGCUGCUUUGGUCUUCAAGGUGCCAUUCCAGGAAAACGGGAUGAGAAGAUUCCGACGGACGGAAGGAAUUGAAUGAAUGAAAUGAAAUCGCUGACAUCAUCACGGACUGUUGGUCUGUCGGGCACACGGUGUUGAAAGAGGUCAGCGGAAACAACGGGCGGCUCAAGACAAUUGAGUGAGUGACUUUCCCCUGUGGUCAUCCGCACUUCAUCGCGAUCACCAUCAUCAUCACCAUCACCACCGUCUUCGUCGUCUUGAUCAUCAUUGGGAACUAACAGUAAACAUUCGUAGUGAAUGUAGGACGUAUAAUGUUGAUAGCCUCCAUUAGGCGAAUCGCUGUGUCUACAACAAUAAUAUUGACUCGUAAUACUGUAAUACCGAGUUAAUCGUUUGUUUACAUACGAAAUCCAGGACUGAACCACACGAUUUUUUUACGUUGCAAUAGGGGUUAGAAUACAUACUGUGCCUAGGGUAGUAGUAAUAAUAGUACAGGAUUCAUCAUCAUCAUCAUCUGUAGGGCGUUGUCAAUCCGCUGCUGGAUGAAGGCCCACGCACGCCACACGAUGCAAUUUAAAUUUAAAUGAUCAGUAUGUUAACAUGAACAAUUGUUUCAGCGAAUAAUCGUUCUUCACAGAAAUCAUCGUUGGUCGAGUCUCAAGAAUCUCCUUUAAAGGGGCCGUGCUGUAAUAGGAUGUUCGGUCAAUUUGUAAGUGGGUGUUUUUGCGUCUGGGUUCAGGGCUGAGUUCCCCUUAUGGACGACCACAAUACCAAUAUAUUUCAUAUCUAGAAUAACAAUCAUUCGCUGGAAGGACGCGCCAUCACCCGCAUCUCAUAGCGCAUCAACAGGUCCCGCAACCUACCACCUGUUGUCGCAUUAUGUCACCUGUACCACCUAUCAUCUAAUCCCCCCCCUCCCAUCUGAACUGUCACCUGAGCAGCCCCUCACCUGUGCAAAUUCGCACCUUGUGCCACGUGCCGCCUCCACUGCCUGCCACCUACAACCUGACCUGCCAGCGUCUACCGAAGAGCCAUCUGCCACCUGUGCACAUUCUCAGCUGUUACCACCUAAGGCUGCCCGUGCCCCCUCUCCCCGAGGCAUAGGGGGGCCACGCCUUCGCUGACGAAACACUCGCCGUGCCACGUGGCCCAACCACCGGUGUUGCGUUCUCCUCUCCUCAUUCUUCUUUGCGCCCCAAUGUACCGCUGCGGUCCUGUAGCGCAACUUGGAUUUGCAGAACUCAGGUGCGUGCCGACGAGGCAAGCGACUGCACAGUCCUCCGCGAUCUCUUCUCACUGCGAGCCGCAAUCACCGUCGUCGAAUCGCAUGAACAUCAUGAUCAUCGCUUCGUUCAUCAAUCAGUGAUAAGGUACGCACAUUGGAAGUUAUUUCGCACGGCACGUAGCCAGACCGUGCUAAUUGGAGGUGCCGUCUGUGAGUAACAGGAGUCAUCUCCUUAUAGCCACAACCAUCGUCAAUUAUCAUCAGUCAUCAUCAUCAAUCGCCCCACAUCACGUAGCAAGAACGCCGCGUUCCAGUGAAUUGCCGAUGCACGUGGGGUUUACAAUAAUACAGUCAGAGCGCGCAGCUCUCGGCCUGUGGAAUCCGUGCGUCGAGUUGGGAGCGAGCCAGGAGAGAGGGGGUUGGGGAGGAGCCGAGGGAGGGGAUUUGGGUCACGUCCCAUCUCAUCUAUGGUCUUAGAUCCCACGGCCACCGGUCGCCUGCUGGGCAAGAGGGUGGAGUCCUCGGCUCGUCCGUGCAAACGGCGCGACGUUCUCGAUGCCGAUUUCAGUUUGCUGAUGGUCAUCCUUUGGCUUCACCCCUUUCAAAGGGAAGGGAGGGCGGAGGAGGAGAAGGCUCACGCGCCAGCCAGCAUCGCCUCUCGGCCUAAAGCCAGCGGCGAUAGAGAAUGAUGAGUCGUCGGGAUUUGCCAUUGAUUAUAUAGAUAGUCGAGCAACCGAGCGUGCGCGUCCAUCUAUCCCGAACGAUUUGUGUGUCGGCGCCUUUCACCGUUAAAAACGACCACGCGCUGCCUGCAGUUGCGUGGCUACAGGUACGUAUAGCCUCGCUUACCUGCCCAAGCACUCGAGUAGUGUGGGUGCGUGUUAUAGGUGUGUGCACGCUGUAUCCGUGCGUGCAUUCACUAAGGGUCCAUAUACGGUCUACGUUUAUGCGUCUAGCCACGCGUACACGCGCAUCCAUCCAAACACACGAUGUACGGAUGCUGAACUUCUUUCGCACCGUACGUAGCCAGCCGUGCUCGAGUGGGUAAUAAGAGACAUCUAACGAGACAGUGGCGUAGUGGAUAUGUGCAUGGCAUUGAGUCACCAGUGCGUCGUUUAAGUGCAAGUGUAUCCACCCGGAAUAUAUAUAUCCAGCGGCUGUAUUCAAUCACAGCCGCACAGAUACGAGAUAAAACUGCGUAUGCGCCCUAUGUAUACAUCCUACAUCUCGUGACACGCGGGGGAAUAGAGCAUUGGCGUAACUACCCAGAGACUGUAGAGCAGCCGUAUCACAGACACGUCCAAGCAGCCCCGCGGUGUGCGCGUGCUUUAGACUACAACGCACCCGCUGGUUGUGCAAUCCAUCCACACACACGCGCGCGCGUGCGUGCGUGCGUGCGAGCGCUAGACGAGAGUCGAGACGCACGCACUCUCACGCCGACAAACAAGGACUGCCCUGCUGGUCCAUUCAUCCAUUCAUCCAACCGGCCAUCCGUCCGUCAGUCCAUCCACACGGCUUCCAGACGCUUCGACCAAAACUGAACGCAAACACAGGACACGCGCGCGCGCGCGCUCUGUCGCCGCUCACUCGCGCACUUGCACGUGCGCUGGCAAGCGCGCGCUCGACAAUACUUCACCGACUAUGGGCGGAAAGGCAGCCAAGGCAAGUCGUGUUGCCGGCGGUGGCGGUAGCCCCGAGUCGUCGGGGCGCCUCCGAGAUCGGCGCGAUCAGGGCUCGGGACUGAGCCAGCUGCUGCUGCUCGGCCGCACCGGGGAGUCGAGAGGCGGCGGAGGCGGCGGCGGUGAAUCGCGGGCUCCGGGCAGCCCGGCGGCUCCGUACUCGCGGCGCGUGGCGUUGGUGCGGGAGAUGCACGCCCUGGUGCGGGACGGGGAUGCGGACAGAGCCAUGGCCGUGCUGCGCAGCCUGCGUCAGGACCUGGGCAUGGAGUCCACCUCCCUGGACGACGUCCUCUACAAGUACGCCAGCUUCCGGAACAUCGUCGACCCCAUCACCCACGACCUCAUCAUCAGCCUCGCGCGCGACAUCCAGUGCCCCAAAACGGAGGACGAUGCGCUGCGCGCGUUCGAGAAGCUCUGCCGCCAACUCAUCUACCACCUGAGCCCCCACUCCCAGCUGCGGCGGCAGAGCACCAGGCGCCGAAAGCCGCAAGCGAGCGCCAAGCCGGCGCUGUGCCUGGAGCCCGACGGCGGCACGCUGCCCCUGUCGGGCGUCCCGCUGGGCAGCCCGGGCCACCGGCGCGAGCUGGAGCGCGUCGCCUCCUUCCUGCAGGGCGGCUCGCCGCACCUGCGCGGCCUCAACUCGGUGGAGCUGAGCUUCGCCGAGCUCACGGACGACGGGCUGCGCCUGCUGCUGCCGGGCCUCGCGGCGCUGCCCAACCUCGCCAGCCUGGCGCUCAACGGCAACCGGCUGACGCGCGCCGUGCUCCGCGACCUGGCUGAGUCGCUCAAGGAGCCGCGCUCCUUCCCGUCGCUCUCCUGGGUCGACCUGGGCAACAACGUGGACAUCUUCUCGCUGCCACAGCCCAUGCUGCUGGCGCUGCGCAAGCGCUGCCCCAAGCAGGGCAGCCUGCCCACCAUCCACGAGGCGAUGGAGGAGAAGGCGGCCGCGGCGGCAGUGGUGGUGGCGGCGGCCGCGGUGGCGGUGCAACGCGGCGGAUGCGGUGGCGCAGAGGGGUCGCGGGGUCACGGCGUCGCCGCCGGUGCCGCCGCCUCCAACGGAUGCUCCGGGACGACCCCGGCAGCGGCGAUCGUGACGACGGCGGCGGUGACGGCGAUCGCGACGACGGCGAUCGCGACGACGGCGACGACGGCGGCGACGUCCACAGAGGAGCCGGCUUGGGGCGGAGGGUCUGAGGAGCAAGGGGAGCGCGGGACGGCGGUCAGAUGACUCGUCGCUCCGGUGCGCUUUGCAGCUCCCGCAGCGAACGACGCGUUACUUUAUGACCGAUUCAAACGAGGCGACGUUUCAGGCCUCCUCCAAGCCGUCGCCGAUCCCUUAAGCGUUGGAUGAGAGAUCAUGCCUUGGCUUAUGAUGACGACCACGACGACAUGCGUAGGUUACAUCCAGAUGGAGAUGAAGGGGUCGUCGGGGGCAGUUGCCGUCGAUGGCGUCGCACGCUGCGCCUCGUGCACAGCCGCCGCGUGACCUCCAGCGACCCCCUCCUGCCGCGUCAAACCUUCCGGCUUCCCGUCGCUUGUCCGUUGGUAGCCGACACGUUUGGGCGUCUCCCUGCGCAGGUGGCACAUUGAGCAGCACUCGCCUCGGUCGCAAUCAAGCAGAGCCGGUGGUGGAUGUUCUCGCAGUGGACGAGCGCGCGCGGGCACACGUUCACGUUCACGCAAAACGCGCGACGGAGUGCAGCAGGAACGGCGUCUCACAAAGCGGCGCGGUGCGAUUCGGCGCGCGUCACGCUUCGGAGAGGGCUCAUUCUCACACCGACACCCGCCCCCCACCCUCACUACCCAGGUCUCCCCUGCGAAAGAGACUCUGUUCACCGAGACCUGGUUCUCACAGCUGGCACCUACGCUGCCAGCUGUGCCCGCUCGCGAUGGGCCAAUUGGUACGACACAUGACUCACGGCUCAACAUUGCGACGUGCGGCCCGCGAUCCUUUCGACGAUGUCAGAGAUGUGCAAUUCUCAAUACCGGGCAGUUUGGAGAGGGCAUGAGAGGAUAAGUCUUCAGUGGAUAGUAAUUUUCCACAUCGCUGGAGGUAUUUGAUUAUUUAAUGUUCUUGGUUUUUCCACUGCCCCCCCUCAACCAACCCCCCAGUUCCAAUUGCACUACCGGCAUCAUGUCGCAAGACAGGGAGAAUCCUUGUAGAUAUCUGCCGGCAGUAGUGUGCCCCACGUGUUAAAAGAACAGACUUUGUCUGGAAAAAAUAACCCGGGGGGGGGGGGACACACUUUCCCCUGCACCCUUCUAUGAGAGUGUUUUUACAAUUAUUUAAAUUCUCCUAGCUGGAAUUUAGCCAAAACCAAGAGCAAAACCAAAUAUGAUGGUAGGGGUUUGUGUGUGUGUGUGUGCACUUGUGUUUUUUGGUUUAUUACUGUUCGAGCCAAGACCCAUCUUGCUCUGGGCAGCUGAGAACCUGGCCACUGAAACCCAAAUUCGAACCCAGGACUCUCUCAGUGGUGCCGUCUGACCUCUGACCCCCUCCCACUCCCCCCCCCGGGGUCACUUCAAUAUUUUAAUAGUUUAUUUUGAAAGACCUAUCAUGUUCGAGAUUUACAAGAACAGGAAGGACACUCGUCGCGGGUGACCUCGUGUGUGUCUGGGAUCGUGGUUACGCGCGUACGUGGGGAAAUUAACACCGGGGCGUUUUAAAUAGGUCCGGAUGUCGCCCUUCAGUAUGCUUCAAGAAUACCGUGUCUAUAUCGAUUGUUCAAUAGAUGUUUUUUUGUGCAGCUUGUACAGAGAUGCGUGUAUAUGUACGUAAGUAAAUAUAUGUUCGUAAAAACAUAUACACGGCUUUAGACACUAAAUAAAUAAGAUAAAUAUUAUAGUAAAUUAUAAGAUUAUAUUUAAUGCUUGGUGAAGGCUUUCCCUCAUCCUACUGUCAUUGGCCUUUGGGGUUGUUUGACCAUACUUCACCACGCUGGUCAGUGCGGAAGUGGGUGCAGGCCCAGGACCGGUUCAAAUUUCGCUCGCCACUCAUGUCAGACGGGCCAGGAAUCGAACUUAUGUCAGCGAGUUCAUAGCCAAGUGUUUGCCAACCAUUGCCAUUCACCAUUCAAAUGUGUCCACAUAUUUGGUUACAAAACAAAGAUACCCUGUAUAGCCUCAACAGGCUGUUGGGCAAGUGCAAUUAGUGGAACACAUGAUACGGCUGAAACAGCGUAUUGCAUGGUGGGGUGGGCAGCGCAACUCCCUCGUGUCGAUGUUGACACAUUACACCAGGGUAAGGCUGAGUCAACCUAGGGGAGGUCCAGGACCGGUUCAGAUAUUCAUCACCAUUGUUGGCCAUGCGCUAACCACUACACUACCGCUGCCCACCAACAGCGUGCAUGCACACAACGUGCAAAACGCACACACGCAAAAACAAGAUCAUUGAACGAGAGGACGAGAAUAAAAAUCAUUUGGCCGAGAGAUUGAAAAAGAUAUUAGAAAAACGAAUUAGUUCUUAGUUUUUUUUUAUGUAUGAAAAAAUUUUCAUUAUAGAACCCAGAAUAUAGAGUGUGGAUUUCAAAAAGAUGGAAAAGCAACAGUCGGCGGUGUAACACGUGCGACGUCAUGCACCCUCGAAAAACUAGAGAUCGAACGAGGGAGUCGGGGCCCACGGUUUUUAUUUUUUAAAUCGCAGAUCUGAAUGGUUUUGAAAGCAUAAAUGGAAUUCUGCGAGACGCGUGAAGGCCGGGGACCCUUCGCAAUUUGGCGCUCCGACCAUUACUUCUGCCGAACCACUCGUAUUCUUCAAUCCGAAUGAUACGGCCAUGACCUUCAAGAAUCGCCGAAAUGCGAUUGCUGAAUUGCUACGUUGGGUUGCGUCAAUUGUUAUCCGACUUGCCGGUGAGCUGAAACUUCAGUGCCAAUUACAAGUUCAACGUUUGCGCGCGUGGCGAUUUUGUUUGGUUACGUCGGGUGGUGGAGGGUGUUUUACGGCACAGUUGGCUUCAACGUUACAUGGCCUGACCCAAAAAUAGACUGUGUAUCACAAAGAUACAACGCAAGGGGCAGCUCCAAUUCACUGCGUCUUGAAAUCUCAUUCUCCGCUUUGAAGGUUUUGAUGCCAACCAUGCCAAGAAUGCCUCACCUGAGCACUGUAGUUACCUUUGUUUAUUCUUAUUAUAACAAUUGUUUACCCAAGAAAGCCUUACCAACUUUCAAGACUCUUUUAUCAGGCGGCCUCUUCAAGUGUUCACAGUAGAGGGCGAUGUUGCUUUGUGUAGUCCCAAUUGAGAAAUUUGUAGGUAAUUUUUUUAGCAUUGGGGAAUGUUUGGCCGAUACCAGGGUAAAAAAAAAUGUUUUAGCUACGAAAGAAAAACCGGAGAACUCGGAGGAAAAUCAACGCCGUAACACGAGGGAGAACAUCCAAACUCCACACGGAGGUGCCCGAGGUCAGGAAUCGAACCCAGGAGCGUCUUUCUGCGACGCACGAAUGUUACCACCGUGCAAACCUCUCCCUCCGCCCGAUGGAACGCGGCCCUUUUGUGCCAGCUGCGAAUAUUAGCCACCGUGCCAUCACGCACAAGCGUGUUGGCACACGCGUGCUUACUUAACCGAAUGUCAGUCUUUACGAAAGAAUGCCCCCCCCCACCCUCCCUUUUAAUCGUAAGCUGAGAACCAAUUGUUUACAAGAGGCGCUAUCUUACAACCCGCGAAUGUAAGACGUUAACAAAAUGUAAUUACAGCGACAGCAGCAGACAGCGCGACACACAGCCUUGCUCUCAACAGAGAAUGCGGGUGGGGGGUUUAAAACUUAAACAGGAGCGCGCCGUGUGCACGUCCGCCGGGAGCUGCUACCUCGGCGUGUAAGGGUCCGCACGCCGGACAUUGUAAUCCAGAGGUCACCGCUUCGAUUCCAUGGGUAAUCCCACCUCUUCCCAAGACGUGUCUCGAAGUGUAGGCCAAGUACCCACCAAAGGUAGCUCUCCAGAGCUCCCUCUAACGAGGAGUUCACGUCCCCCAGUUAAACGGAAUCAGAAUGUGUAUUUAUACCGGAGGAAUCCGAUGAGCUAUGGAGCUCUUCUUUCACAGAUGUCCAGGUAGGAGAGAGGGUCGCAACGUUACGACAACAAACAGUGCGAAGACACGAUAUGAGUGCAAAGUGUCGGAAAGGUAAACAAAUGACGAACACAACAAAUCUUACGUUUCAUCAUUAGACCUCCUUUGCCAGUACCAAAAUACAAUAAUAGGGUUUUCCCCUUUUUUCUGGCAACAAAACUGAAACCUUUUUACGAGGAUGCAUGUCUGCAUUAACCACAAUACUUGCAGUCAAAUGCAAACAAACAAAAAAGGGGAAAAACCCUAUUAUUAUUUUUGAUUAAAAGCUUUCGUGACUGCAGGUAUUUAUAUUCUUGGUUCUUUCGGUAAAGUCACGUAGAAGGGAAAUAAUAAAAUAAUAUUAAUUAUAUUUUUUAUUUAUAUUCUUUUAUUCUUUCCCUUUUACGUGACUGUACCGAAAGAACCAAGAAUAUGAACCCUAUUAUUAUUAAAUCUUAUGUUUAUUUUACCACGAAAAGCCCACUCGGCUAUGAGCUUCUUUUUCGCAAACGACCUGGCCACAAAUGAUAGCUCAACCAAAUGGCCUAUCGCGUGGAAAUGUUCCGGACGAAUGCCGACGUGACGGUGGUAAGGGAGUGCCAUCCCCAGGGGACUUCCGUUGCGAAUGUUCCAAGGUGACGAGGGAGGAAUGCGAGCCCCUCCUCGUACCGUUUUUCCACUGCCACACCCGAGCUUUGCCAGCGUGCGGCGCUCACUUCCGAUGAGCGCAAUUGGCUACGUACGGUGCGAAAGGAGUUCAACAUACAGGUGGUUUUCCACUGGCUGUUUGUCGAGCCAGAACCAAACCGUGCUACGCUGACCUGACAAGACAGCUACAUCUGGUCCGCGUGGCCAGGCAGGACCAGGCGCAAGUUUAAUAAUUUUCAUCACACUUGGCGUCGGGCGCUUACGCUCAGACGCGUGACGUCAACGGCACGGUUCGGUUUCUGUGGUGGAAAAAUACGUGGUGCUUGCUUCCUGAGCCGUGCCAAGGCUGGCACGGCAUAGCCCCGGCACGAUUCGGUUGUGAAGUGGAAAAGACACGCGUUCCUAUAUCCAACGAGCGCCGUACGACCAUGAACUCCAUGGUUGAGAAAAUAAAAGUGAUUUCCUUGCAAAAGGUUUCCGUUUGGUGUUUUUACCAUCUUGACACACCUGUUUUAUUUCCAGAAAGGGUCAAACAUUCUGACGAGUCUUCUGUAAAAACACGGCGGAUUGUUUUGUUUUGCCAUGCGGCGCAAGUCAACCUCUUUGUAGUCGUGUCGAGACUUUUGUUUUGCUUGUGGAAUGAAAGCCAACGAUGACAUCUGGGGAGGAGAGCCGUCAACUGUGGGCGACGUCCUAGAGCUGGGCUGGGGGGAUAUUCGAUUACUCAACUAAUCGCUCAUUCCAAACCCAUCAUCAGUCCCGAGUGCUCGGCUAAAGAGAAGACACGAAAACAGCCCGGGAGGGUUGGGGGGGGAGUCUCACCUGUUGCCACGCGUGCCGCUGGACGGGAGGUGAUGGGCGGCACUUAGUGACGUUAUCGGCAUCGCCGCGAUGGGCCCGUGUCACGCUGCCCACUACUCGUACCUGUAAAGAUAAGGGGGGGGGGGGGGGUGGUUUCCUGCCUUCGGGAGAUGUAUUAACUUGCCCCGAGUAAGAGACUGCAGAAAAAAAAACUAAAUUAUUUUAAUCCUUUUUGUCGAUUCAUUGUCUUCUUAGCCCCAGCUCUACGGGCGCGCUCUGCCGUUUGACAGCGUGCAUCGAUGUAAGAAAAAAAAGUGUCGCAUUUGGCUCCGUGACGAUCCUCGCAUUGCUUGCGCCCCCCCCUCCUCCCCCCGCCGUCUUUAACGUCCCGUCAACGUCCCGUCAACGUCCCACCAACGUUCUUGCGAGUCACGCUGCGGUCACGGAGAACAAACGCUGCACUCUUUGCCAGACGUCUAGUGGUGGUGGAAGAUGCUUUAUAUGGGAAAUAAAAGCAUAUUUUGUAUUGCU
Messenger RNA from Lethenteron reissneri (Far Eastern brook lamprey), 11943 nucleotides. Its product is annotated as leucine-rich repeat-containing protein 75A-like. The record is from RefSeq and is a predicted model, not a curated record. NCBI's taxonomy places the organism in Eukaryota, Metazoa, Chordata, Hyperoartia, Petromyzontiformes, Petromyzontidae.